CCCCGUGCCCUCCCCGUUGCCGGCGUCUCCCUUGGGCGGCCCAGAGAGGAUCCCAGGCCCCUGCUCUCUCCGAUUCUCGCUUCUGGACCCUCACCACCCAGCCCUGCACUGAACACCAAGACCUUUUGCAGAGCGCUUUCCUUAAUCCCUGGGAUUCUUUAUAUAGGAAUUAAUCUUUCGUCACAGUGCGAGAGAUGGGAGACCCGGGGCGGGGUGUAUGCAUCCAUCUCUGGCGUGGAGGGCUAGGGUUGCAUGGCGUGGGAUUUGCACUCUCUCCUGGUCUGGGCUUAGCUUCGCCUUUCUUCAUUGGGGCAGGGAGAGUAGAAAAGCAGCCCGGCAAAACCCUCUUAGGCUCAUGGUGAGUGGGAGUCAGGGAGCAUAGCAGAAUGGCUGAACAAGAAGGUAGUGGCUUGCAGGUCCUUCUGUCUACUCUUCAGACUUCUUGCGACAAGGAUGUGAUUCUGAAUAUCUUAAGCGUUCUCACUGAUCUUCUUUCUGUUGGGACAAAUAGGAGGCUUCUCUACACGAUCAGCAAAGGCGGAAGUGAAGCACUUCUACAAGCCUUGGUGAAUGCUGCCCAGGUGCCCGUUCCUGACUAUGAGAUCCUCUUGCCUCUGCUUCGUCUCUUGGCCAAAGUGGGGCAAAAAGAUAAGAAAUUUGGACUGAAAGCACAAAGACUGGGAGCACUUGACACAACACUCAGCUUGGCAAGGAAGAACAUAAAUCAUCCCCAGAAUCUCACCCACUGUCUUUGGGCCCUGCAAGUGUAUGCUUCUAGUGUUACAGCUGGAACCAUGCUGGGUAUUAACGGGGCGAUGGAGCUGCUUUUCAAAGUGAUCACACCUUACACCAGGAAGCGCACCAGAACAACAAGGGCAGUGGUUGAAGCUCUGGCAGCUUUGCUGAAAUCAAAAUCUAACAGUCGCCGAGCUGUAAACAGAGGAUAUGUUUGCCAGCUGCUGCGUCUGCACCAGGACUGGCAUCGCCAUGAUACCUCUAACAAUUAUGUUCACAUCCGGAGGGGUCUCCUGCUUUGCCUCAAGCACAUCACCAAUGUUCGCUCUGGUCGAGAAGUCUUCCUUCUUUCUCAUGGCCUGGAAACUCUCGUCACAACAGCUCAGGACGGCUUGAUUAGCAAGAAUCUAGAUGGAAUAGUAAACACAGUGACUCAGAUCCUGAGGAAGACCUUACCCAAGAUGCCGCUUCCUUCUGCUGCUCUUAGAAGUUCCUAUUCCUUUCCUAUACCUGGGAGAACUGAACCUUCUCAAGCUAGACCUGAAGGCUAUUUUGAAUAUGACAUUGAGGAGGAAAUUGAAAGAGACUUAGAUAAUGAUGUGGAAAAUAAAGAGGAUGAUGAUGACUUGGAAACGGAUGCUGAGAAACUCCUAUCAAAACCAGAGCUUGACCGGCCAGAAUCAGAGCUGAAGCAGUAUAAGACCAUGUGUCCAGAACUUUGCUGUAACUUUGGGGAAUCAGAGUCAGAGUCUGAAAACGAGAUCAACUCUGAGGAUGUCUCUGCAACGCUGACCCGUUCCUGUCUCCAUGUGAUUCCAAAUUCAGCUUCCUCAAAUCGCCAGCCAGAGUGCACAGAGAGGGACCAAAUAAUUCAAAAGGAACAACUGUCCCAAAGAGCUUCUACGGUUCUAGUGAAGAACUCAUUGAAAAGAGAGAAACCUUCUCAAGGGCCUAGGAAAGUAAUCCGCAAUGAAUCUCAGUCUUUGACGGAUUCUUUUAGUGAAGGAGAAGACCCAAAGUGUGCUGCUGCUCUGCAUCCUCUUGCCAAAGAGCCACUGCGGGACAGAAGAACGGCACCUUCUCCGUCUAUGAAUUCCUGCCGAUCCAAUUGCCAAGAGACCGUGGGGGCUUCUGAGGUAGUAACAAAACUUUUGGAGAGACACCCAGGCAAUAUCCCUUUCCACAACCCUCACUACUAUAUGGCAAGGGCUGGCUGUACCAAGUCCAUUCCAGACUACAGAGUCCUGGCGUUCCCAGAUCUCUGGGGUCACGUGCCUCCUCCUUAUAGUCAGUUUUUACAGCAGAGAAGACACGGUGUCCAGAGGGCCAAAAUCUUUGAAGAUGUUCAUCGUGUUAUUCAGCCAAAUGACAUAAUCAAUCAAAUUGCAUUUGACUUAGAUGGCACAAGCUCUGAUGCUCCAGACUGCCUGAAGUUCUUCUCCAAGUUUGAAUCUGGGAAUCUUCGCAAAGCCAUCCAAGUGCGAGAGUAUGAGUAUGACUUGAUUCUAAACCCCGAUAUCAACUGCUCCCAGCACCAUCAAUGGUUCUACUUUGAAGUCAGUGCCAUGAAAACAGCCACUCCUUACCGCUUCAACAUCAUCAACUGUGAGAAGCCUAACAGUCAGUUUAAUUUUGGCAUGCAGCCUGUCAUGUACUCAGUGAAGGAAGCUCUUCAGGGCAGACCUCACUGGAUUCGCGUGGGCUAUGAUAUCUGCUAUUACAAAAACCAUUACCGAAAUUGUGCAGCAAACGCAGCAGCAGAAGGUCCCCGUGGAAAAUGGUGCUACACACUCACCUUCAACAUGGUUUUUCCCCAUAAGGAAGAUGUCUGCUACUUGGCCUACCAUUACCCCUACACCUACUCUGCUAUGAUGUCUCAUCUCGACCUCCUGGAGCAAACCACAAACCACAAGAAAAUCUUCUUCCGGAAGCAAACUCUGUGCCAUACUUUAGGAGGAAACCCUUGCCCUCUGCUCACCAUCACUGCCAUGCCGGAAUCAGAGAGGAGCCAUGACAUGGAGGAGUUUCGUGACCGUCCUUAUGUGAUGCUUGUGGCACGAGUUCACCCUGGUGAGAGCAAUGCCAGUUGGGUAAUGAAGGGGACGCUGGAGUUUCUCCUCAGUCGUGAUCCCACUGCAGAUCUGCUGAGGCACUGCUACAUCUUCAAGAUCGUCCCCAUGCUGAAUCCGGAUGGAGUCAUCAACGGCAACCAGCGCUGCUCCUUAAGUGGGGAAGAUUUGAACCGACAGUGGCUGAGCCCCCGACCGGCAUGCCAGCCCACCAUUUACCACACCAAAGGCCUGCUUUACUACCUCACCAGCCAAGGUCGAACUCCAGUGGUGUUUUGUGACUACCAUGGCCAUUCCCAGAGGAAGAAUGUAUUCCUAUAUGGAUGCAGUAUAAAGGAGACCUUAUGGCAAGCAGGCUGCACAGUUGACCCCACUGUUGUCACCGAGGACGUUGGAUAUAGGACUCUGCCAAAGAUUUUGGACAAAGUGGCUCCUGCCUUUCUCAUGAGCAGCUGCAGCUUCCUGGUGGAGAAAUCUCGGGACGCCACGGCCCGGGUGGUCGUUUGGAGGGAAAUGGGGGUCCUGCGGAGCUACACCAUGGAAAGCACCUACUGCGGCUGCAGCCACGGCCUCUACAAGGGUCUACAGCUUGGGACUCAUGAACUGGAGGAGAUGGGAGCCAAGUUCUGCCUCGGACUCCUGGUUCUGCAGCUGAAAUCCUUGCCCUGCAGCCAGAAGGUGAUGGCUCAUGCAGCCACUCUGCUGGACAUCGAGGAAGAAAUCACCGACCUCCGGGCACAAAGGAUUGCAAACCCUGCUUUCAUCAAUGUCUCCGGCCAUGUGGCAUUGCAGCCCCAACAUCGCUGCAGUUCCUUUUCCGAUUCUUCCUAUCAACAUAGAGAAGAGAGGUGUUGUGGGAGGUAAUUCGGGAAUGAGGGCCCCUUGCUCCCUCUUUCAUGUGUAAAAUAAAAUAAAAUAAGACCUGAACAGAGCUUCUGUCAGCUGCAGUUAACUUCCAGAAAGUUAAUAGGGCUUCUGAGCCUACAUCUCUCUCCUUUGCCCUCUUGUCACCUUUGGGUAUCUUUGGUUAGCAGCAAUUACUGCCUUUGCCCUCACUCGCCUUCCUAUUAGCUCCUCAUUUUGUAUGCAGAAGGGACGGGAAACAUUCAAGUCUGGCAAACAGGCCUGAACCCCGGCAUUAUUUGUGCCCUCUUGGAGUUUCUCUUACAUAACCUUUCCUGCAAAAGUCGAUAAACUAAUUGGUACUUUAUGAGACAGCCAUGGCAGCCGAAAGAUCAAAAGGAAGAUAUCUGUGUCCCCGAAUCCGCGGUUGCACAGACCGAGAUAUGACUGAGCGAUGGCAGGGUGAGAUAAAGCGAUCACACUGAAAGAUACAGUAAACACUUCUGGAUAGAUGUACAAGCAAGAUAGCAUGGAUAUAUAUAGGCAGCAUUAAAAAAGAUGGAUAUUGUGAGGAAACCUAAAAUGAUUUGGUAGACAGGCAGAUUUUGUGGCUAGGUGCGCUGGAAAAAGGGGGGCAGUUAAACAGAUAAAUGUGAGAGAAAAUGGAUAAGGCUACAGCUUGUAAUACAGCUAGCAAUACAAGGAUGGAUACUGUUGAUAGAGAAAAUGCUAUAAAUCAAUACCGGCUAGAUUCUUAGGUCUUCCUUUCAAGUAUAACUGUUUUUCUCUCUUACGCACACACACAGCACCAAGGAAUGAAUGGCACAGUGUCUCCUCCGAAAUAAAAAGCAACCAAGCAACCAACGGGCACGUGUUUAAUUGUGCUGUUAAACAUUUAAGAGACGUUAGCUGGAGCAAGAAAAUAACCAUUUAUCAGCAGGUUCCAAGCUCUUGGGGCCUGAUGGAUGCUUUGCCGAUGGCACAAGGAGGAAUGACAUACAUUACUUCUCAGGGAACGAAAUAUUUGUUUGCAGAAAGGCCACUCUGAUGUGUAACUUGAUACUGGGUGUGUGAAUGUUUGUUUUGUAGAUAAGAAGCUUGCGUUUCCCAGCUGGCUAGUGGUGCACGGGAAUAAAGUCUUCUUAGAUUUGAUUGCGACUCAAUGCCAUCAAAAAGGCCACUGGGACAGGAAUACGUCACUGAACCAUAGGAGAAAAGGUACAAUAAACAUAAAACGACCAAUUAAAUGGAGAAGAAAGCCACUAAAUUGGUCAAGGAACUGAAAACAUCUUCUUUACUAUAAUAAGGAGUCAGUGUAGUUCCAUCCUAAGGAAGAUAUCUUCUACUUUUAAGGAACAGAUUACAACUCAGAAGAGAAAACUGAAGAUAUGUCUACACUGUAGAUUUUAUGCAUUGCAUUGCAACAACUCAGAAGAGAAAACUGAGGGUGCGUCUACACUGUAGAAUUAAUGCAGUUUCACACCACUUUAGCUGUCAUGGCUCAAUGUUAUGAAAACUGAAGUAUUACAAGUGUCAGUCCUUGGAAGCUAUAGGACAUAAUUCAAGCUCACACAGGUAGUUCCGUGGAAAUGCUUUAUUGAAAUCCUUCUUGCCAAGAUGAACACAAAGCUAGUACCAACCCGUUCCUGCCAAGACCCCAGCAUAUCAAACUCCUACUUCCCUCCAGCCCCCCUUCCACAUUCACACCUAUCUGUCGAUAGUAUUUUCCCAGGCUUGAAAACCAGAGCAGGCCAUAAAUCAAUCCGCCUAGCCAGAUGGCUCUUAUCAUUUAGGCUAUCUUCACCCCAUUGCUCUGGCAGGAUGGAAACAGUUCAGCUGGUGUGAAUGCUGGGUGUUCACAUCCUGACAACAAGGUCUUUUGUCUUCUCUGUCCAACUACAAAUUCCAUGAUUUCAUAUGGAAGCCAAGCGACAUCAAAUUCCACAGUGUAGGAGUACUAUGAGUUAAAAAAUUGUUUCAGACUCUCUCCAUUGGUGUGGAAUUUGCAUGACCCCGCCUACAGCUUCUCCCUUAACCCUUUCCUAUUCUUUUCUAAAGCACACAGUAAACAGAGGAAUUGCUCAGCAGCUGAACAUACUAGAGAGGUUUGGGGAGAAUUCACCAUGACUUACCUAACUUACUUAACUAACCUGGCAUACAGAGCCCCCAUGACCAACAAAAAUAGAGCGCGCGAUUUGGAUAAACACUCAUGCAGCGGAAGAUCAACGAAGAAUCACUGGCACCAAUAAAGAGGCUGAAGCCUGUUUGGCUUUCUACAAAAGAUUUACUAACAAACGGAAAACUCUCAAGACGAUAUAUACAGACAGAGUGCAGAGAGGCAGAGGGCAGAACAGACAACACAGGGAGCUAUUUAUAACCACCUCUGCUGUCUGAUGCAAUACACAGUUAACUCUUUUCACACUCGCAUAGUGGACAGCAGACAGUGCAUGAUGUAAUCUCCAUCUCACAUUGCAACACUAUAACUCAAUUACAUUUAAACAACUCUAUAUACAAUCAUUCCCACUUCAACACUUUUGUCUUCUCUGUCCAACUACAAAUUCCAUGAUUUCAUAUGGAAACCAAGUGACAUGAAAUUCCACAGUGUAGGAGUACUAUGAGUUAAAAAAAUGUUUCAGACUCUCUCCAUUGGUGUGGAAUUUGUAUGACCCCGCCUACAGCCUCUCCCUUAACCCUUUCCUAUUCUUUUCUAAGGCACACAGCAAACAGAGGAAUUGCUCAGCAGCUGAACAUACUAGAGAGGUUUGGGGAGAAUUCACCAUGACUUAUAGGAGUUGUAGGUACAGGGAUUUAUAGUCCAUUUGCAAUCUAAGAUCACUCUGAACUCCAUCAACGAUGGACAUGGAACUAAUCUGGCAUACAGAGCCCCUAUGACCAACAAAAAUAGAGCGCACGAUUUGGAUAAACACACAUGCAGCGGAAGAUCAACGAAGAAUCACUGGCACCAAUAAAGAGGCUGAAGCCUGUUUGGCUUUCUACAAAAGAUUUACUAACAAACGGAAAACUCUCAAGACGAUAUAUACAGACAGAGUGCAGAGAGGCAGAGAGCAGAGGGCAGAGGGGAGAACAGAUAACACAGGGAGCUAUUUAUAACCACCUCUGCUGUCUGAUGCAAUACACAAUUAACUCUUUUCACACUCGCAUAGUGGACAGCAGACAGUGCAUGAUGCAAUCUCCAGCUCACAAUGCAACACUAUAACUCAAUUACAUUUAAACAACUCUAUAUACAAUCAUUCCCACUUCAACACUUUUGUCUUCUCUGUCCAACUACAAAUUCCAUGAUUUCAUAUGGAAGCCAAGCGACUUCAAAUUCCACAGUGUAGGAGUACUAUGAGUUAAAAAAAAUGUUUCAGACUCUCUCCAUUGGUGUGGAAUUUGCAUGACCCCGCCUACAGCCUCUCCCUUAACCCUUUCCUAUUCUUUUCUAAGGCACACAGCGAACAGAGGAAUUUCUCAGCAGCUGAACAUACUAGAGAGCUUUGGGGAGAAUUCACCAUGUCUUAUAGGAGUUGUAGGUACUGGGAUUUAUAGUUCACCUGCAAUCUAAGAGCACUCUGAACUCCACCAACGAUGGAUGUGGAACUAACUUGGCAUACAGAGCCCCCAUGACCAACAAAAAUACUAGAGGUCCCAGCAAUCUGGGAAACACACAUCCAGGAACUUUACAGGGAGACCUCAUCAGACAUUGUGGGUGGAAAUGCCUGCCCAGUUUCGUCAAUGGAAAAUCUCUCCAUGUGGCCUCCAGUGAUGGCUUCAGAAAUUAAGAGUCUUGUAGCUCAAAACCAGGAAAGGCACCAGGAGAAGAUCUGAUCUCUCUUGAGGUCAUUAAGAACAACUUGGACUUCUGGUCCCCCAUCUUAGCAUCACUGUUUAUCUGCCUAGACAAAUAUGGUCGAAUACCAAAGGAUUGAGGGGCUGCCAAUUAUUGUCCCCAUAUAUAAAAAGAAAGGGAAACAGGAUGGUCCUGAAAACUGUAGACCCAUCAGCUUCCUUAAUGCCAUCGGCAAAAUAUACUCAAGCCAUCUUCAAUGAAAACUGCUGGACUGGAUGAAGCAAGAGAACAUACUUGCGGAGGAACAAGCCAGCUUCAGAGAAGGAUGAUCCACCAUCAACCAAUGCAUUGCAUUGGAACAUCUCAUAGAAAAAUAUUCUUCCCACAGGUCAUCUUCUCUCUAUGCUGCGUGUAUAGACUUCAAAGCAGCUUUCGAUUCUAUCUCCCGUACCAUAGUAUGGGAAAAACUUGGGUCCACCUCAAUAGGCAGACAACUCCUGCAGCUAAUCCGCAAUCUCCAUGAAAGAACUACUCUGAAAAUAAGAUGCAGUCCCCAGGGCCAUCUUACCAAAGUGGUUGAAACUGAGAAAAGCGUCAAGCAAGGGUGCAUUUUGGCUCCACUAUUAUUCAACUUUUAUAUUAACUCAAUGGUGGAACAUCUCUAACACUUGGAUUUCUGCCCUCCAAAACUAGCAGGAAGGAUCUAUCGACAUUACUUUAUGCAGAUGAUGCAGUUCUUCUUUCUAGAACUCAAGUUGGACUGAAAAGAGCCCUAAGAGCAUUAGAGAAUUACAGUAGAGUCUCACUUAUCCAACAUAAACGGGCUGGCAGAACGCUGGAUAAGCGAAUAUGUUGGAUAAUAAGGAGGGGUUAAGGAAAAGCCUAUUAAACAUCAAAUUAGGUUAUGAUUUUACAAAUUAAGCAACAAAACAUCAUGUUAGACAACAAAUUUGGCAGAAAAAGUAGUACAAUACGCAGUAAUGCUAUGUAGUGAUUACUGUAUUUACGAAUUUAGCACCAAAAUAUCACGAUGUAUUGAAAACAUUGACUACAAAAAUGCGUUGGAUAAUCCAGAACGUUGGAUAAGCGAGUGUUGGAUAAGCGAGACUCUACUGUACUAUGAUGAAGAACAACUGCAUCUCAACUUUCAGAAAACCAAAAUUAUGAUGUUUGCUAAACGACCAAAGAAGCACAACUGGAGAAUAGAUGGACACAAAAUUGAACAGGUUUCAAGUUUUAAAUAUGCCAGCCCUACAGCCAGAGAGCACACUGAACUCCACCCAUGAUGCCCAACAAAACUUGCCCAACAAAAUAAACUUUAACUACUGAUGGAGGUUAUGGUGUUAACCUGGCAUGAGGUCAGUUGUAGUUCACCCACAAUCUUAUGUAUUUUGUACAAUUAAAAAUGGACUUUUCAAAUAACCCAGGCAAUGCCAGGUACCCAAACUAGUUUAUUAUAAAGUCAGUCAAGAAGAUUCCACAUAGCUGUCCACAUUUACCUGAUAUGUGCUUUGAAUGCGAUUUCCUGCUUCUUAGCGGGGGGUUGGACUGGAUGGCCCAUGAGCUCUCUUCCAACUCUACUAUUCUAUGAUUCUAUGAUUCUAUGAUUCUAUGAUAUGUGGGCUCAUGUGUUUUGCGAAGCAUAGACACAUCUUUGAAGUUUAUCAGUUGGCAAACUAAGGCUGAAUGGAACUUCUCCAGUUCAUUUUACUUAAGUCCUGCACACUGACUGAUAUGAUGGUAUUUGAAAAGAUUAAAGGAAAGGCACAUUAACCUUGGUGUUUCUCCUAGAGCAACCACUCUUAGCAUAAUUAAACCUUCAAAGGUUCCUCGAAACCACAAGGCCUUCAAAUUUCCCUUCUUCCUCUGAGAGGUAUUAUCUUAAAGUAUGUGUUUAAUAAAUCAUUUCAUCUGAACAAAAAUGUCAACAGAGGAACUGCCUUGCACAUCCCAAUGUUCUAGUUCCCUCUCCAGUCAUCUCCAGGGUUCCAAAUAGUUCAGAAGAAAUUAUGCCUGUAUUUAUUCAAUUGCUUCUGACAUGAAAUUAGACCUGAAACUAGCCUUGAACAUUUCCUUCCGAUAAUGACACUCAUGGUGAAAGAAUCCAGUGGUGUCAACUGGCCACUCUUAAGAAGUCUUGGAGUAAGCGUCUAGGAAAUAAGAGGUGUGUGUGGUACCCGUUUCUCCCGUUUCAUCUGUUCUUUCAUUCCUUUUGUUCCAUUUGGGAACAACCCAUGCCAUUGCCAAAAAUGAUGGGAAGAGGAAGGGAAUUCCCCCUACCAUUGCUACCAGUUAAAGAAGAGUGUGAUGUCCCAUGGACCCUUGGGCCGUGAACCUGACUCCAUUGUGGACAACAGUGAUGAGGAAACAGGUUUAGUGCCAAUUCAGCAAGACUCUGCCCCGUUCCAGAUGUUUCCUAUUGACAAUUCUAGUUCAGUGCUCAUUAAAAAGGGCCUUGAAACGGAGUCUUCUCUUCCCAGUUCUCCUCCCUUUGAUAGAAAGAUGUUUGUGGAAACUAACAGACAGGAGAAAGCUGGCAGGAGACGAAGCGCGCGAUUAGCAGCAAGGGAAUCUGCUAAUUAACCUAUUUUCCCCUGAGAAUUCUAAGGGAGGAUUGCAUCUGGUCAAGAUGUUGUUUUAGCUCUUUUCCCAAGGGAAAAGAGCAGUUGAGACACCCGUUUCAAGGGAAGAUUCGAAGUUCUUAAAAGUUCUGUGCGCUGGCUAGCCAGCGCGGAGUCAACGUGUCAGUUUGGAGGAUUAACUUCACUUCCAGCCAAGUGUGGACUGAGUUUUAAGUCCACUACCUUCCAGCCUUGCCAUGCCUUGCCUAGCUGUGUUUCUUGUCUUGUCUUGCCAUGAUUCCAGCCUUGCCUUGUCGUGCCGUGUAUCCAGCCUUGUCUUCAAUUCCUUGCCUUGGACUUGCUUUUGAACUUUAGAAAAAGACUUGGACAUUUCCCCACUCAAACUGCUUGGAAGUUGAGUUCGUUUCGGUUUUUGGAUUACAAACUUUAAACUCUAAUAUUAUAUAUUGGACAAUAUAUUACUGGACUAUAUUUGACCUUUCCUGGAAGGUCUAUUGAUGAACUAUACCUUCUGCUUGUUUUCAUUUUAAUUUCUUAAUUCCUUAAUAAAGAUAUUAGAUUGUUUAUUGGCCUCGGUGUAUUGGGUUCCAGUGCUCUCGCAGCAGGGGCGUCACAAAGAGUGAAAUAGUGAGGCUGGGCACUUGCCUGUGUGUGGGGUGUGUGGAGCAUCUUUGACAUUUGGCAAGAAAUAAUGGUGUCCUAUCUGCCUCGAUCCCGCUUCUGCUCCUGGAGAAGUUAGAGGGUGGGGCCAGCGGAGGGGGGGUGGAGAAGGAAUGUAUUUAAGGAGAUUUUAUUUUUAGAAAGAAAAAAUCCCUAAAAAUCGGGAUUGACCCAAAUGUUAUAAAACUUGGUGGGCUAAGAAGAUAGAUGUGUCCUCUAUGUGUGGCGAUUUUCACCCCUCUAGACCUAAAACGGAGGGGAAGGAGAGCCUGGAAAAGUGUCCAGUGGGUUGAAAUGUUUUUUUUUUCCCCCAUAUACAGAACAAAAACGCCCAUUCGGAAAGGCACCCAAUUUUGGGAGGCACUUGAAAACGAAAACGGCGGGCUUACAAAUGAAACAAACAGAAACAGAUAGUGAUUCUAUACAAAUGCACAAGACUAAUAUCUACACCUCUCAUGCCACGAAAGUGAUUAAAUCAAAUUAACCCCCCUCUGCAUUUCUCAGUUGUGUUUUAAAAGGUAUCUUGGAUGUUUUAUCUAGAAGGUUCCAAGAUUAUAAGUGCCUUUUUAAAAAUAUCCAAUUGACAUUUCUCAGUGUAGAGAAAAUGAAUAACUUUAAUUUUAAUGAGAGAAGGGCAAAUCCAGAAUGCAGGGUUUUCUUUUUCUU
Molecule: messenger RNA, 11345 nt
Organism: Anolis carolinensis (green anole)
Lineage: Eukaryota; Metazoa; Chordata; Lepidosauria; Squamata; Anolidae
Gene: agbl1
Product: AGBL carboxypeptidase 1
Exons: 23
Coding region: 387-3668 (1093 amino acids)
Biological process (GO): proteolysis; protein side chain deglutamylation
Molecular function (GO): zinc ion binding; metallocarboxypeptidase activity
Source: RefSeq, a predicted model, not a curated record